AUGGAAAUUUUGGAAAUUUCUCAUUUUAAUAUUUGUCAGCAACGAAGAUUCGAUUUAUUAAUUCAGUUUCAACGUGCUCAAUUAGCUAUGCAACAUAUGAAUUAUUUUCAAGCAAUUCAUGGUACGACGAAUGGUACAAAUGUUGGACAGAAUGAACAAAAUAUUCAAACAUUGCCACAGAACUUUAUUUCUCAAUUAAAUUCGUUAAAUUCAGUUGAUACGUCAGAAGAUAGCGAUAAUCAACAAUUCUCACCAACAUCGAAGGAAAAUUUUUGUAUAAAAACCAGAAGAGCAUUGCCUGGAUCGGGUCAAACUAUUUCACAGUUAACGAAAGAUCGCCUUAAGAAUAUGAUAACAACAAAAAUGAAUAGAAGUCGUGCUGAUAGCAAUGUACUUAUUUCACAUUCUUCACAAUCCUCAUCAGUCACUGGUUCAGGUGUUCUACCAUCGUCAAGCGCCAUUAAUUCAGGAUGUGCGUGGAAUAAUAAUUUGGACCAUUCAACAUCACAAAAACAAAUGAUUGCCUCAAUAAACGCGCCAACUUCGUCACCGCAUUUCGAGCCUUAUCCGAUUCCUUCAACAGUUCAUGCUUCACAUUCGGGAGCAGCUUUACCUUCGAUCUACCAAUUACGAAAAGUUAAUAGUGAGCCGAAUUUGAAAAUGCGUAUUCGAGCAAAAUUAUUGAGUAAAGGAUCGAGUCCUAUUCAGAUGCAUCACAGUAGUGCUUUUACCUUUCCACUUCGUCAAAAUUUAAGUAAUGAUGGCGAUUUUUUAAUGGAUACUGGCUUUGGAUCGAAUGUUUCGGUUGAACAACAGCAGUCUUCACCAUUGUUCGCUAAUGCCCCACAUUUAAUAAUUCCUUCUCCUUCUUUACCAAAUUUAACAUCUUCAUUGCAAAUGGAUAUGUCUGUGUUAUUAGCUCAAGCUGCUCACUCACCUUUCUUUUCAAUGCCAUCAUUGCAAAAAACAAAUCUUUUAGCUACACCACCUAUAUCAAUCAUUGACUCAAUUCUUGAUCCAGUUAUGAGUUCAGAGGCAAAUAAUCGUCAAUCAAUUAAAAUGGAUUUGCGCACUUUUUAUUCACCGAUUCCGCUAGGUGGUUAUCCAUCUUUAUUAAAGCAACAGUUACGUGAUCUUGUUUUGAGGCGGAAAUCGCUUGUACGCGAAGAACCCGAAGAUGAAGCUGCAUUGGAUGUUUCACUUCUUCCUCGAACAUGCGAUGGACUGUCACUUAGCUCCGAUUCAGCUGAUACUAUUAUUCUGAAGACAGGCCUUGUUUAUGACUCGCUCAUGGCAAAACACCAAUGUGUAUGUGGCAACAAUAACAAUCAUGUAGAACAUGGUGGGAGGGUGCAGUCAAUAUGGGCUACUCUUAUUGAAAGCGGCUUGGUGGACAAAUGUGAGCGUAUAAAUUCGCGUAAAGCCUCUCUUGAUAUGCUUAAAAUGGCACAUUCACCUACAUAUGUUACUUUCUUUGCUGUUUCACCUACAGCAUGUCUAAAGAUGGAACCGACUCAAUUACCAGUAAAAAGUUUCGUGCAGUUGCCAUGUGGAGGCAUCGGAGUUGAUUCCGAUACAUAUUUUAACGAUGCUUCAACUCAAAUCGCAGCACGGUUGGCAGCAGGAUGUUUAAUCGAAUUAGUUUCUCAGGUGGCAGAAGGAAAAGUGCGCAAUGGCUUUGCAUGUAUUCGUCCUCCAGGACAUCAUUCAGAAUACGAUCAAGCGAUGGGGUUCUGUUUCUUUAAUAAUGUUUCGAUUGCAGCGAAAUAUUUACAACAUCGCUUUCAAGAUUCAUAUUCUCGAAUUGCAAUAAUCGACUGGGAUGUACAUCAUGGAAAUGGAACUCAACUUUUUUUUGAGUCCGAUCCAUCUGUACUUUAUAUUUCAUUGCAUCGACAUGACAAUGGUAACUUUUUUCCAGGCACUGGCGCUGUCACCGAGGUUGGGACUGGAGCUGGUAAAGGUUUCACAGUUAAUAUACCAUUUUGUGGUGAAAUAAUGGGUGACUGUGACUAUCUCGCUGCUUGGCGUGUUGUUGUUAUCCCUAUUUUAGAACAAUAUAAUCCAAAUUUUAUUUUGGUGUCAGCCGGUUUUGACGCGGCACUUGGACAUUCUCAAGCACUUGGCGGGUAUCAGCUUUCUCCUCAAAUUUUUGGACAUUUUACUCGUCAACUGAUGAAUUUUGCUGAUGGUCGAAUUGUUUUGGCAUUAGAAGGUGGCUAUGAUCUUCCAUCUAUGUGCGAAUGUGCCCUUGAAUGUGUAAAGUCACUUUGCGAUAAUAGUUCAGGAACGAAUGGAAAACUCAGCGAAGAAGCGUUAACUGCGAUUCCUAAGCAAAAUGCGCAAGACGCUAUUCAAAAGGUCAUAGCUAUCCACAAAAGGUUUUGGCCGUGCUUAGCAUCGUCUCAAGGGAUCGGAAUGAGUGAACUGCAUUGGCAGACCAUGGCUCAGCGUUUUGCUACAUUAACUGUUUGA
This is a messenger RNA of Dracunculus medinensis (Guinea worm), 2475 nucleotides long. Lineage: Eukaryota; Metazoa; Nematoda; Chromadorea; Rhabditida; Dracunculidae. The record is from the annotation of a GenBank genome assembly.